UCUUGUGUAUGUCCGUCCCUCUCUUUCUCUCUUUCACUCGCCAUGUUGUUGUGAGUCUUCCUCACGGCGGCGGCGGCGGCGGUGGAGGGGGAGGGGCGGCGGUGGCGUUGUGAAGGCGAGGGUGGCAGCUGGGUAGUUACAGGCAAGGGUGGUCCCGGAGGAGGAGGAGAAGAAAGAGGAGGUGCCCUCUCCGCGUCCGUUACAGAGAGCAGCAGCAGCAGCAGCGCCGCCAGACCAGCCCGUUCGCUCUGUGGAUGAAAUGAAUCAUGAGUUUCAAGCUCUUGCACUAGAAUCUCGGGGAAUGGGAGAGCUGCUACCUGCCAAAAAAUUUUGGGAACCAGAUGAUCCAGCAAAGGAUGGACAAAAAGGCAUAUUCCUUGGUGAUGAAUGGAGAGAAACUGCCUGGGGAACACCUCAUCACUCCAUGUCCCAACCUAUUAUGGUUCAGAGAAAGCCUGGACAUGUUUUUCAUGGCAACAGUGAAGUGAAUGCUGUCUUAUCUCCUCGAUCAGAGAGUGGUGGCCUCGGUGUGAGCAUGGUAGAAUAUGUGUUAAGUUCUUCUCCAGCAGAUAAAUUGGACUCCCGGUUCAGGAAAGGAGCUUUUGGCACUAGAGAACCUGAAACAGAUGGACCCGAGAAAGGAGACCAGAAAGGCAAGUCUUCCCCAUUUGAGGAGGACAAAAACAGAGAUCUUAAACAAGGAGAUGAUGACGAUGUUACUAAAAUAAAUGGUAGAGGUUUGCCGAAUGGAAUGGAUGCCGAUUGCAAAGACUUUAACAGUCGUACUCCUGGAAGUCGGCAAGCCUCCCCAACUGAAGUAACUGAGCGCCUGGGACCCAACCCAAGCACUGCCGAAGGACUGGCUUCCCUUCCUAAUCCUACAGCCCAUAAGCCUCUGGUAGAAGAGUUUUCGAACUCUGAAUCUCAGAAUUUAGAUACUAUGGAACAAGUUGGUCUAGAUUCUCUGCAGUUUGAUUAUCCCGGGAAUCAGGUACAAAUGGACUCUUCAGGAGCUACUGUGGGACUUUUUGAUUACAGUUCACAACAGCAGCUUUUCCAGAGGACUAAUGCUCUUACUGUUCAGCAGUUAACAGCAGCCCAACAACAACAGUACGCACUGGCAGCAGCUCAGCAACCUCAUAUAGGUGUAUUUUCAGCAGGCUUGGCUCCAGCUGCUUUUGUGCCAAACCCAUACAUUAUCAGUGCUGCGCCACCAGGUGCUGACCCAUAUACUGCAGCAGGCUUAGCUGCAGCAGCCACACUAGCAGGACCAGCAGUGGUUCCUCCUCAGUAUUACGGCGUUCCUUGGGGAGUAUAUCCAGCCAAUUUGUUUCAGCAGCAAGCAGCAGCUGCAGCAAACAACACAGCCAAUCAACAGGCUGCAUCACAGGCACAACAGGGACAGCAGCAGGUUCUUCGUACUGGAGGAAGUCAGCGCCCGCUUACUCCCAAUCAGGGUCAGCAAGGGCAGCAGGCAGAGUCACUUGCAGCAGCUGCGGCAACAAAUCCAGCUUUGGCUUUUGGUCAGGGUCUUGCCACAGGCAUGCCAGGCUAUCAAGUGUUAGCCCCCACUGCCUAUUACGAUCAGACGGGUGCCUUGGUGGUAGGUCCUGGAGCCAGAACUGGACUUGGAGCACCUGUCAGGUUGGUGGCUUCGACACCUGUGAUCAUCAGUUCUGCAGCUGCACAAGCAGCUGCAGCAGCCUCAGCCGGAGGAACAGCAAACAAUCUUACAGGAGCCACAAAUGGGCUUUUUCGGCCCCUGGGUGCCCAGCCGCAACAGCAGCAACAGCAGACAAACAGUAACCUGCAGUCUAAUUCAUUUUAUGGCAACAAUGCUUUGACCAAUAACUCCCAGAGCAGUUCACUUUUUUCCCACGGUCCUGGCCAGCCAGGAAAUACAUCCCUUGGUUUUGGAAGCAGCAGUUCUUUAGGUGCUGCUAUUGGCUCAGCACUUGGUGGAUUUGGAUCAUCAGUUGGCAGUUCUGCAAGUAGUAGUGCCACAAGGAGAGAGUCUCUAUCUACUAGUUCUGACUUGUACAAAAGAUCUAGUAGCAGCCUAGCACCCAUAGGGCAGCCAUUUUACAAUAGUCUGGGAUUUUCCUCCUCUCCAAGCCCAAUAGGCAUGCCUCUGCCAAGCCAAACUCCAGGACAUUCACUUACGCCACCGCCAUCACUUUCAUCACAUGGAUCCUCAUCCAGUUUGCAUUUAGGAGGACUGACCAAUGGUAGUGGUCGCUAUAUAUCUGCAGCACCUGGAGCAGAAGCAAAGUAUCGCAGUGCAGCAAGUACCUCCAGUCUCUUUAGCUCCAGCAGCCAGUUGUUUCCUCCCUCACGUCUUCGUUACAGUAGGUCUGACAUUAUGCCCUCUGGACGUAGUCGGUUACUGGAAGAUUUCCGAAACAAUCGCUUUCCUAAUCUUCAGUUGCGAGACCUGGUUGGACACAUAGUUGAGUUUUCACGAGACCAGCAUGGUUCUAGGUUUAUCCAGCAGAAGCUAGAAAGAGCUACUCCAGCCGAGCGCCAAAUGGUAUUCAGCGAGAUUCUGCAAGCAGCAUAUCAGCUGAUGACUGAUGUGUUUGGAAACUAUGUCAUACAGAAGUUCUUUGAGUUUGGAAGCAUUGACCAGAAGCUAGCACUUGCAACACGCAUCCGUGGACAUGUUCUCCCAUUAGCUCUCCAGAUGUAUGGUUGUCGUGUCAUUCAGAAAGCACUAGAGUCUAUCUCACCUGACCAGCAGGUAAUUAAUGAAAUGGUGAAGGAGCUGGAUGGUCACGUCCUGAAAUGUGUGAAGGAUCAAAAUGGAAACCAUGUGGUACAAAAGUGUAUUGAAUGUGUUCAGCCACAAUCACUCCAAUUUAUUAUUGAUGCUUUCAAAGGACAGGUGUUUGUGCUUUCAACUCAUCCUUAUGGCUGUAGAGUAAUUCAGCGUAUUUUGGAGCAUUGCACUGCUGAGCAGACUUUGCCCAUUUUAGAAGAACUGCAUCAACAUACAGAACAGCUUGUGCAGGAUCAAUAUGGAAAUUAUGUUAUCCAACAUGUGCUGGAACAUGGGCGUCCUGAAGACAAGAGUAAAAUUGUUUCCGAAAUCAGAGGAAAAGUUCUAACUCUAAGUCAGCAUAAAUUUGCCAGUAAUGUGGUAGAAAAAUGUGUAACCCAUGCAUCUCGUGCUGAAAGAGCUUUGCUCAUUGAUGAGGUGUGUUGCCAGAACGAUGGUCCUCACAGUGCCUUAUACACCAUGAUGAAGGACCAGUAUGCAAACUACGUUGUUCAGAAGAUGAUUGAUAUGGCUGAACCUGCUCAGCGUAAGAUUAUAAUGCACAAGAUUCGGCCUCAUAUUACAACCCUGCGUAAAUAUACUUAUGGCAAACACAUCCUUGCCAAGCUGGAGAAGUAUUACCUGAAGAACAGUGCUGAUCUGGGGCCGGUUGGGGGGCCACCAAAUGGAAUGCUUUAAAGACAAAUUCAAGCAGCAAUCUGGAAGAUAAAUUUUAUUGUGAAUGAUCAAAACACACAACUUAACUGAAAAUGUUGUGUUUUUUAAAAAAAAUAUCUAUUUAUUGACUUUUCAUCCAUUUGUAAAAAUUUUAUUCGUGUGUAUAUUUUUGGGGAAUGAAUUGCAACAUAUUGCCAUUUCAUAUCAGAGACCUAUCAGAUUGCAUGGCUCACAAAGCACAGAAUGCCUGUAAAUGAUGUACCUAUCAGAAUAGCUCUCACAUUUUGUAAAUUUUUACCUUGUAAAGUCACUGAAUAAAAUAGUUUUUAAAGGGAAAAAGUACAGUAUUCUUUUAAUAUACUGGCUUACAAUCUGGUAGGUCUACCCAACACCACAGCACAACAUAUUUAUAUAGUUGUAUAUAGAAUUAGUUUUCAUUUCUUCCCUUUGUGUGAAACCUUUUUUAUAACAGUUGAAAAUAGAGCAAUUACAUAGUUAUUAUUUAACAUGUUCCAGAAUGUUAAGUUCUGUAUUUUGGUGGUUCACAAUUUGUAAUCCAAAUAGCAAUCGGGGCACUGAAGAUACCAGUAAGAAUGAUAAAAUGUGAACAUUAAGGAAUAGUUUCUACCUUUUUUAAUCACAGUGCCCUUUUUUCUCUAGCCGUGUAUAAAAGAUGUGUAUAUACUUAAAUAUUUAAUUGAUGUGAAGGGUAGGGGAAUAAAAUCAAGGUGGUACUUCUUUACAGCAGUGUACUGUCUGUGGGGAAAUACAUAAACUUGCAUUGAAUCAACAGGCAGACUGCCAGUGCAAGAGAAGCGUGUGUGUUGCUUUGCAUAUAUAACUAAGACAGAAUUUGAAAAUGUUGAGCAAACGUUUUGUGUUCAUGGUCAACACAAACCAUGGGUGUUUAAUGGAAGAGGGAAAGGGGUCACUGAAACUUUGAUAGCUCAACAUCUAAAG
Molecule: messenger RNA, 4396 nt
Organism: Gekko japonicus
Lineage: Eukaryota; Metazoa; Chordata; Lepidosauria; Squamata; Gekkonidae
Gene: PUM2
Product: pumilio RNA binding family member 2
Exons: 21
Coding region: 260-3457 (1065 amino acids)
Biological process (GO): regulation of mRNA stability; miRNA processing
Cellular component (GO): cytoplasm; cytosol
Molecular function (GO): mRNA 3'-UTR binding
Source: RefSeq, a predicted model, not a curated record